Molecule: messenger RNA, 2190 nt
Organism: Chelmon rostratus (copperband butterflyfish)
Lineage: Eukaryota; Metazoa; Chordata; Actinopteri; Chaetodontiformes; Chaetodontidae
Exons: 4
Coding region: 155-1168 (337 amino acids)
Source: RefSeq, a predicted model, not a curated record
UUGAUGGACUUAAGGAGCAGCUUUCGGCUCGUCGGAGCUUCCAGAUGAGGUUUUAAAAACGCCGUAAGUCCACAUGCUGCAGGAGGUGAACACUGGUCUCACUGACGAGGAGUGAAACACCUGCAGCAGGUGUGUUGCUGCCGAUGCCAACAGGAUGUCCUGCUCCUGCUGCUGCUGCAUGACUCCCAGCGGGGGGCCGCUGGAGGGGAUGAGGAAGGAGGAGCGGCUGCUGAGAAAGGGCGAGGAGGAGGAGGAGGAGGAAGCAGGAGGAGGAGAGGAAGAGGAGAGAAGGAGGAACAUGGACAUCUCUCUGCUCAGAGAACAGUACAGGUGCACCAGGGACAGACAGAGGAGACACACUCAGGUGCUUCUGUUCAGGACAGUCUCAGAGGAACUGUCAGAGGCCGUCAGCAUCAUCCCCGUCACUCAGGGUCUGACAUCGCCAUGGAAACCAAGCGGCACCUCAUCACCGUCUAUAACAUUUGACCCCGACCCCGCGGCUUACGACCCCUGGCACGUCCACCUGGACCUCCACCGCCGCCGCUGUCCCGGUGUGACGGCGCAGCUCACGACUUCCUCCCCUGAAACAACAAACACCAACAGUUCCUCCAGGUGUUCUUCGUCUUCCUCUGAGGCCGUAGGCUCCCGCAGGGUUGAAGAAGAAGACCGCUUCAACGCAGACGGGUCCAGAGGAGACCCAGAUACUGAAUCCUCUGAGAGAUCUGGAGGAGAUCCAGAGAAGAUGGAUCCAGUCCCGGUUUCUGUCUCUGGUUCACUCGAUGGUGGAUCCAAAGACGAACCUGACGGUCCCUGCAGUGUUUCUCUGGACCUUUCAGCUCGCAGCAGCUCUGAUGAAAGCUCCACCCCUGUCGCCUCCAUCCCCUGCUCCCCCAGCAGCUCCACCACCAGCCUACAGGAAGACCUGAAGGAGGGCCAUUCUGCAGGUCGAAAAACCAGGAACUCUGAACAGAACAGCAGCACCUCGGCAUGGAGGGGCUCCAGGAAGUCCUCGGCCCCGGCCCUCAGGUUCACCCGGCAGCUGAGCGUAGGAGGGGUGGGCUCCUCCGGGGGGGUCCACCAGAACCAGAACUACCACCCGUUCCCCAGCAGGAAGACCCCAAGGAUCUCUGAGGCCGCCCGGCGGCUGGGGAUGUACUCGUCCUUCUGAGAGAGUCAAGAAUCGUCCACGUUUGUCAGCCUGUCGAGGAACAAACGAAGGAAAGAGUCUCUGCAUAUUUAGACAAAUAAACAAGUAAUUAUGAACACUGAUAUGAAUGAACUGUCUAAACUCUGGAAAUGAUUUAAGAAAUGAUCAGAACUCCACUUCUUAUGAUCAAUUAUCAUUUAACAUGAUUUAUUCUUGUUUCCUUAUUUUUUAGUUUUUCAUUUAUAGGAGUUCAUUUUUAUUUCAUCAUAGUAAUGUUUCAUUUCAUAUUGGCAGCAGCAGCCAUUGUUGUUGCUCCAGCUAACAGGCGCUAAUAGGCUAAACCUGGCAGCAGAUGUUAAGCUUGUAGGAGGCCUGUGAUUGGCUGAAAGGUGAGAGGGCUUUGACAUCACCACUUUCAGGUACAAUGACAUGCAAUAUAUAAAAAAAACAUUUCUCAAUAAUGUGCUGAGUUUAAUAAUCUCUUCAGUUCUUUCAUGAUGUCUUUUAUUUAUGACAGAAUGUUCAUAGCCGUAUGAGACUUAAGAACCCCUCGGUGUUUCAUAGAUCUUCACUUCAAAAUAAAACUUUAUUGAAAAUAGCAGAAUUUUGGCCUUAAAUACAGACGUAGAACAACUUUAAAGGUAAGCCACAUGGACGAAGUAACUGAUCAGAGGAUCUAAGAUCCAGCUCAAAUUUAAGAGGUCUGUCAUAUAUUCUGCAACCAGUCCGAGUUGUGCUUACGCUCAAAUCAAACGUAGAGCACAGUACUGUAAUGGCAAGUGGGCAGGUGUGAUGUGUCUCUGGCAGCUUGCAGGUGUGAAAGUUGUCUCUGGCUCAGGUGGGAAGAGCGUGACCUGAAUGCCACUGACGGACAGGAAAUCUUUUAUUUUGGUGGUGGGUCCUGACCUGCUCUUCAAAGUAAAGGCACGUGCUCUAGUUUUACACAUCAUGUUGCAGCUGAUUAAAUUCAAACUGAUGAUGUUUCACAGUUCAGGCUCUCGUGUUUCUUCUCUCUCAUUUUCUUUCUUUACUUUAUCUCCUGC